AACGUUGGCUAACCUCACUGAGGGGUCUGCAGACAUAAUCCGUUAUAUAAGCUGCCAGUGAUAUGUCAUUCAAUGAGCCUGAAGCGACACGGAACGUCAAGGAGUCUCUUUCCAUUCUACCACCACCACUACCACCACCUUCCGUUUCUCAUAGCCGCCAGCGUCGACGAAGACGUCUCAAUCUUUUAUACGUUCAAAGUCCAUGUCGGAGUCCCCGUCAACAUUCAAUUAUCAUCGACGAUCCCACUCAGCUUCUUCGCCCUCACCCUCGCCCGUUCCAAAAACUCUAUGGCGUCCAGCAAGCAAACGAGCUCGUUCAUCGUGCAAUAGCCCCGCCCUUCCAGACUCCGCACCCUCCCAAGCACGCAAUUUCGACUUUUGGCGGACGGGCAAGAGACUCCGCAGAGACAUAUCCCCCCCUUCUGUGACAUAUACCACUGGGUCCUCCACUCCGGUAUCGACGGAUAGCCAAAGCUCCGGACUCAGUUCUUCUGCUCCCCACACCCCACUAUUCGCUGCUACUCCAGAAGACUUUCUCCUGUUCCCUAGUCGCUCAAGUCAUAAAGAAACCGCAUCCAAAAAGUCAAGAACGAAGUCCACGAACCCUUCCGGCAUUCGGGACUCACAUUCUGACAUUUCCGAGGCCGACGCUACUCGCCUCAGGUCGGAUGCAUUCUGGGAACUCCGGAGGAGUAUUGCCGUAAGCGGGGAAGGCCUUGUAAAGCGGAUGCGUGAUUUUGAGCAUUCCCGUUUAAAAUCGGGUAUAUACAACCGCGCUAGAACCGUUGACAGACGAAGAGCCAAGAUGCGGCAUUCCCCCAGCGUCCCCGUUACCAGAUCUGUCAGAAGGUCUAGCAGCUCUGAGAGCGACGAAGAUGAUGUCCAAAUAUACUCGGGAGAACUCUGCGGUCCUCCUGUCUCGCGUCAAAAGCGAGCCUCGAGUCUUGGGUCCAUGGACAUGGGCAAUGAUGAGACGCAGGCCAGUCCAUUCACAGAAUAUGUGGAUCAAGCAUCCACCCGUUCUUCGUUCUCCAAUGACGACGCAGAUGAUCUUUCCUGCCGCUCCUGUAACACCGCAUUUCCCCCCCACGCAUUGCAUUCAACAUCAUCAUCUCCAGCAUAUAAAUAUUCUGCUUAUACCAUGGCAUUUAGUCCAGCUCUAUCUGGUCCUUCAUUCAGCUCACCAGCUUGUUCCUUUGAGGCGCCGCGUUCCGGCACCACAAACCAAAACUCCAUUUUUCCAUCGUCUUAUCCCAACGCUGCAUCCUUGGCUUCCAGCCAGGAAGAUGUAUCUCUGACCUCUUCUGCCUCCCGGACUGAAAAGGCCAUUGCGGCUCUUAGUUUGGCAAUAGCCAACGGUGCAGCAGGUCUGGGCGACUAUGACGUCCUUCAUGAUCUUGAUAUCCCUUCUAUCAUGAUAGACUCCCAAGCGGGUGAGCUCUGGCACUAGAUGACGCAUCACCCCUCACAACUGCAAUUAUCCGGAUCUUAUCUUUCAAAAGUCAUUGUUUAUGCCCUCAUUUCCAUAGGAUAGUGCAACCUCCGUCUGGACUGGAACAAGAUCCAAAAUUCCUAUCUCUCUUUUUAACAGCAAUAUUUUUUCUUUAUGCACACACUCUGAUACCGUAGUCACGGUUUUGCAGAUUUCUUUGCCAUUGAAUUGUUCUGUAGAAUGCUUCCCUUUUUUUUUGGAUGAUCGACGAAACUGUAUUUUAUCAAUCAUGUAUCUGAACUGUUAUUUGGAGAUAAAUGA
Messenger RNA from Suillus clintonianus, 1753 nucleotides. RefSeq lists its product as uncharacterized. The record is from RefSeq and is a predicted model, not a curated record. The transcript has 2 exons. Lineage: Eukaryota; Fungi; Basidiomycota; Agaricomycetes; Boletales; Suillaceae. The coding region runs from base 203 to 1450 and encodes 415 amino acids.